GCUGGGGUUCAGGAAGAAAUAAAUACACGAUAUGGGCCCUGAAUUAGGGUUUCUCCGAGCACCCCCAACCCCAACCCAGCAUGCAGAGGCCAUGGUGCAGCCAGGCAGUUGGGCGUCAAGGACUGAUCUGCAUUAAAUGGGCGAGACUCAGGUAUUCAUUGGCCAUCUGGCAAGGGGAGCGAUGAUAGCCGGGGUGGCAUGAGACAGCCGUGAGCUGGCAAACGUCCCCUCCCUGGGAGCCCAGUGGUGUGACCAGGCAAGCCAGCCAGGCUGUGUUUAAGGCAGAAAAAAAUGGGCUUUAUGGGUUGGUGAGAAAAGAGGACCCGCCGAUUCUGAAGAGUGGAGAGGAAAUGCCUGAGUAUUCCUUUAGGAUGGGGAGCAGAUAAUAACAGAAGAGAUUCCCGGGUGAUUGCAAAUAAAGGAACAUUUUAACACGCCAGGAUAGUCAUGUCUGCCUACUACCGGAAUAACGCCUAUGAGGAAGAUCCAGAUGCUGCUGACUAUUCCGGGUCUCAGAACCAUCCUCGGGGAUAUUUGAACACUCCAAACUAUCCAGAACCUCCAGAUCCUCUGAACAACCCAGACUACCCCAGCACCAGGAGGAACCCAUACUCUGCAGACUCCAGAACAGGUCCAGACUAUCCUGGGUCUCUAGCAGAACCAGAUUAUCCUGGAUCUCAGAGGAAUCCAGACUACCCAGGCAACAGGAGCAAUCCCUAUGCUGCAGGCUCCAGAAGUUCAGACUAUCCCGCCUCUUGGGCAGAGCCAGAUUAUCCUGGAUCUCCGCCCAAUCCGUACCACUCAGGCCCAUCCAGAGAGCCAGACGACUCUGCCUCUCAACGCAAUCCUGCUUUCGCAGGUUCCAGGAGCAGUGGAAAUUAUGCAGGCUCCAGAACAAAUCCAGAUUAUCUUGGCUCCCUUGGAGAACCAGACUACCCUGGAGCUCAGGGAAACACUACCUCUCCCGGCCCCAGCACCAAAUUCAACCAGCCAGGCUCCAGAAGGAAUCCAGAAUCUGUAGGUUCCAGAAUCAAUCCGUACAUAGACACUCUGGGACAGCCUGAUUAUCCAGGUGCUGAGAAUCAACCUGAUCCUCCAAACUUUUGGGGGGAACCAGACUAUCCUGAUGCUGAGGACUAUCGCCAUGCUCCAAACUUGUGGGGGGAGCCUGAUUACCCAGGAGCUGAGAAUGGCUCUUCUGAGAAUCCAGAAAUGGACAGGGAAAUGCUCAGCAGAACAUCUUCCAUUCGGCCCUCUUUUCACCGUGGAGGUGACCGCCCCUUGGGCAUCCUUGGGAGAGAAGAUGGAGAUUACCCUGAAAACAUUGAAAUGACAUCCAUGGAGAUGGCAAAUCCAUACAGCCACUCUGUGCCAGGUGCUCCUGACCGUGGCUAUGUGAACCCUGCUUAUAUGGGUGAUGAUGACCGGGGCCAAGCUUACAGAGACCCACCAUUAUCGGGACGUGAUUGGUUCAAGUCUCCCCAAGGACAAAAAUUAAUCGCCUCCCUGAUUCCCAUGACUUCUAGAGACAGAAUUAAAGCCAUCAGGAAUCAGCCAAGGACCAUGGACGAGAAAAGGAACCUUAGGAAAAUGGUUGAAAAAGAGAAAAGCAAGCAGUCCCGUCGUAUCCUGGAGCUCACCUGCUGUGCUCAGUGCCUGAACUCCAUGUCGCUGACAUACCGGAGAGUCAAGAACAGCCUGUCCGAACUCCUCCAUUCCAUCAACCUCUGGCAGAAGACGUUCAAGGUCAUCAGAGGCAAGUUUGGCACCAGCGUCCUCUCCUAUUUCAACUUUCUGAGAUGGCUUUUGAAGUUCAACGUUCUCGCAUUCGUUGUGACCUUCAGUUUCAUCAUAAUCCCUCAGUUAACCGUGGCCCCAAAGAACCACCUCCAAUUCACUGGACUGGAAUUUGUAACUGGGGCGGGUUAUUUUAGCGACACAGUGAUGUACUAUGGCUUUUACACCAAUUCGACCAUCCGGCACGGGGACGGCGGGGCCUCCUACAACAUGCAGCUGGCCUACAUCUUCACCAUCGGAGCGUAUUUGGUCACCUGCUUUUUCAGUUUGCUGUUCAGCAUGGCCAGGUAUUUCCGGAACAACUUCAUAAACCCCCACGUUUACUCCCGAGGGAUUGCUAAACUCAUUUUUUGCUGGGAUUUCACCGUCACGCAUGAAAGUGCUGUAAAGCUGAAACAGAAGAAUCUGAGCACUGAGAUACGGGAGAACCUGUCAGAAAUCCGCCAGGAGAAUGUCAAGUUAACAUUCAAACAGCAGUUGGUCCACUUCUCUGCCCACCUGGCAGCCUGGGUUGUGUCUACGGGAGUGGCCAUUGCCUGCUGUGCGGCUGUUUAUUACCUGGCUGAGAAUAACUCAGAGUUCCUGGCGAACCACAGGGACCCCGGGGCAGUGCUGUUACUGCCUUUCGUUGUGUCCUGCAUCAACUUGGCUGUGCCUCGGUUCUACUCCAUGUUCAGGCUGGUGGAGCGUUAUGAGAUGCCAAGGCACGAAGUCUACAGCCUCCUGAUCCGGAACAUCUUUCUGAAAAUAUCAAUCAUUGGAAUUCUUUGUUACUAUUGGCUGAACAUCGUGGCCUUGGCUGGUGAAGAGUGUUGGGAAACCCUCAUUGGCCAGGAAAUCUACCGGCUCCUUCUGAUGGAUUUUGUGUUCUCUUUAGCUGAUUCCUUGCUGGGGGAGUUCCUGAGGAGAAUCAUUGGGACACGGUUUAUCAGAAGUCUCGGCUUACAGGAGUUUGACAUUGCCAGGAAUGUCCUGGAACUGAUCUACGCACAGACUCUGGUGUGGAUUGGAACCUUCUUCUGCCCUCUGCUGCCCUUUAUCCAAAUGAUUACUCUCUUCAUCAUGUUUUACGUCAAAAAUAUCAGCCUGAUGAUGAACUUCCAGCCUCCGAGCAAAGCCUGGCGGGCCUCACAGAUGAUGACUUUUUUCAUCCUAUUACUCUUCUUCCCGUCCUUAAUCGGGGUCCUGUGCACCCUGGCCAUCACCAUCUGGAGGUUGAAGCCUUCUGCCGGCUGUGGCCCAUUUCGAGGUCUGCCCUUCUUCAUUCAGUCCAUCUACAGCUGGAUCGACACCCUGAGUAAAAGGCCCAGCUACCUGUGGGUCGUUUGGAUCUACCAGAACCUCAUUGGAAGCGUGCACUUCUUCUUCAUCCUCACCCUCAUCGUGUUAAUCAUCACUUACCUUUACUGGCAGAUCACAGAGGGAAGGAAGAUUAUGAUCAGACUGCUCCAUGAACAGAUCAUCAAUGAGGGCAAAGACAAAAUGUUCCUGAUAGAAAAGUUACUCAAGCUGCAGGAUACGGAGAAGAGAGCAAACUCCACCUCAUUCAGGCUGGAAGGGAGAGACUCGGAGCAGUCGGGCUCUCUGCGUGUCAGGGAACACAUCGAUGCUAGAGGUGAGUACCAAGUGACACGGAAGGAGGCAGGAUUCCUCCAGGUGAUAGAUCCCGAAACAGAGGGUCAGAAGUGCCUCUGGAUCAGUUCCGCGUUCAGUUGCAAGAACUGGCCCAAACUGGCUUUAGCCAAAGCCCAAGAAUCAUUCCUGCUUUCAGCAUGGCCAGAGCCGGGGCUCACAGAAUGACACCAGAAUCUGGUUUCUUUCUGCUCAGUUCUCCUUGUCAUUGCCUUUCCCAAAUGGGCUCAUCCUAAUCACUACAAAACAGCUUUAUUAGCUUUUUUUUUUCUUUUUGCCUUUU
Molecule: messenger RNA, 3712 nt
Organism: Phacochoerus africanus (Common warthog)
Lineage: Eukaryota; Metazoa; Chordata; Mammalia; Artiodactyla; Suidae
Gene: TMC5
Product: transmembrane channel like 5
Exons: 20
Coding region: 448-3597 (1049 amino acids)
Cellular component (GO): plasma membrane
Molecular function (GO): mechanosensitive monoatomic ion channel activity
Source: RefSeq, a predicted model, not a curated record